UUCCCUGCCGGGGAGCGUCACGCAGUUGUCCAGUGUGACUCCUCAGCAAGUCCGCACCAACUCCAGGAAGCCGGACCGCAAGGAAUAAUCGUUCAAAGGAAUAAAAUCAGCAACAGCAGAAGCAGCAGCAGCAGCAGCAGCGGGAGGAGGAGCAGGCUAUACCACACAAACCGUGAGAGCUGUCCAGGGAAGAGGGGUCUCCCCAAAACCGGAGCCAUGAGUCGCAGCAUCGUGCGGCAGAGUAAGUUUCGCCACGUCUUUGGCCAGGCGGUCAAGGCUGAGCAGGGUUACGAUGACAUUCGUGUUUCCAAGGUGACGUGGGACAGCUCCUUCUGCGCCAUCAACCCAAAGUUCCUGGCCGUCAUUGUUGAAUCCAGCGGAGGAGGGGCCUUCCUGGUCCUGCCCCUCUCUAAGACAGGUCGUGUGGAUAAGAGCUACCCGCUGGUGAUCGGCCACUCUGGACCUGUCCUCGAUAUUGACUGGUGCCCUCAUGACGACAACAUCCUGGCCAGCUGCUCAGAGGAUUGUACUGCAAUGGUGUGGCAGAUCCCAGAUCAUGCACUGACCCGCCCCCUCGCUGACCCCAUUGUGGUCCUGGAGGGACACUCCAAACGUGUCGGCAUCGUCACCUGGCACCCCACGGCACGCAACAUACUACUCACUGCGGGCAGUGAUAACCUGAUAAUCAUCUGGAACGUGGGGACAGGUGAGCCCCUCAUCUCCAUGGACGACCACCCAGACCUCAUCUACAGCAUCAGCUGGAACCGAAACGGCAGCUUGUUCUGCACCACCUCCAAGGACCGACGUCUGCGCGUCUGCGACCCCCGCAAGAGGGAGGUUGUCGCGGAACGUCUGGCUCCACAUGAGGGGAUCCGGCCAAUGAGAGCCAUCUUCACCAGAGACGGAAACAUCUUCACCACAGGAUUCACCAGGAUGAGCCAGAGAGAGCUUGGACUCUGGGACCCGACAAAUUUCGAGGAGCCUAUUGCACUGUUGGAGUUGGACACAAGUAAUGGAGUCUUGUUACCAUAUUAUGAUGCAGAUGCAAACAUGGUCUACCUCUGUGGAAAGGGGGACAGCAGUAUCCGUUACUUUGAGAUCACAGAGGAGCCGCCAUACGUCCACUACCUCAACACCUUCAGCAGUAAGGAGCCCCAGAGAGGGAUGGGCUUCAUGCCUAAGAGAGGUGUGGACGUCAGCAAAUGUGAGAUUGCCAGGUUAUACAAGCUCCUCGACAAGAAGUGUGAGCCCAUCACAAUGACAGUGCCCAGAAAAUCGGACCUCUUCCAGGACGACCUGUACCCAGACACAGCAGGGCCUGAGCCCGCCAUGGAGCCUGAAGAGUGGCUGGAGGGCCGUGACGAGGAUCCACUUCUGGUGUCCAUGAGGGAGGGCUACGUGCCGCCUAAGAGCCGAGAGCUCAAAGUGGCAAAGAAGAACGUGUUGGACUCCAGACCCACCACUCGACGCAGCAUGUCUACUUUGGACACCAACAGCCUGCCGCCUCAGUUGCUUGAGAGGUUGUUGGAGGAGUUACAGAAUCUGAAGGCCACAGUUUUGUCUCAGGAGAAGAGAAUCUGUGACUUGGAGAAUAAGCUUUCCCAGUACACCAAUGGCACUGCCUGACAUGCAUGUAAACACACCUUCUGAAGAACUGGUCUGAAUUUCAUAGAAAACACAUUUCCCUUGCAUUGACGAGAAACCACUCUCCUUCAUACUCCAACAGCGUUGUCCCUUUAAAGGUGCCAUUGUGUAAGAGCAUGAAUGUGGACAAUUUAAACGCAAAUUUCUCGGUCCAACAAAUCCGAACAAAAUACAUCCAUAUCAAGUAU
Xiphias gladius (swordfish) is the source of this 1832-nucleotide messenger RNA. RefSeq names its product coronin 6 (gene coro6). NCBI's taxonomy places the organism in Eukaryota, Metazoa, Chordata, Actinopteri, Istiophoriformes, Xiphiidae. Gene Ontology annotation, molecular function: actin filament binding. The coding region runs from base 217 to 1626 and encodes 469 amino acids. Gene Ontology annotation, biological process: cell migration; actin filament organization. The transcript is spliced from 11 exons. The record is from RefSeq and is a predicted model, not a curated record.